Molecule: messenger RNA, 2975 nt
Organism: Amoebophrya sp. A25
Lineage: Eukaryota; Dinophyceae; Syndiniales; Amoebophryaceae
Source: the annotation of a GenBank genome assembly
CCACAACCAUUAUUUUCACCGAUUCAUUUUCAUCUUCACCUGCAUCAACCAUGAAACCACUUCCUUUUGCCCAUCCAUCAUUUCAUUUCCUUCUCCCUUUGAUUCUCUACGUCGUUUAUUCUCCUCCUUAGGCAAAAAGAAGCGCCGUCAUCAACUUCAGUUGUGUUGAUCGUAAAAAGCUUACAAGAGUUUUCAGGUAGUUUAGAUCGUUAAGCAGGUUAAAUAUCAUCCAGGUGUACUACAUCAUUCAUUUUCGCGCAAAAAUAUUAAGUCAUCAUCAAACACAACAAGAUCGUUUUCAAGGAAUCAACAAAUAGGAUAAAUCAGAGGUAUCUACUUCUUUACAACGCGAAAUCAUCACGACAGGAGUCAUCUAUUUCUGGAACAAGAAUUACAAAGAAUCUCAAUCAAAUUUUCUAGUUCACUAGAAGAAACCCAGGUCUUCUUCCGAAAAUGUCCGCUGUUACCAAGGCUCGUGGCUCCCAGAUGGGAGAUAAGACCCUCCUCGGAGACGCUCAGUCCGCUUGGAAAUCGAUCGUCGCUGAUCGCGAUCAUGGCCACUUCAUGGUCUGCACCUACGACAAGCUUGCUGAUAAGAUUGUGGUAUGUUGAUGCUUCUUUUUCUUAUCACAAGUUUGAUGAUGUUGUACAUGUAAGUGUAUCUACAGUGGUAAGAAUGGAGAGCAGCAAGAAGUACAGUCGAAGUACUAGAAUCAAGAACUCAUUUUGGAGAGCCUUGAUGUGGGAUGAAUAACAAUGAUUCCUUCAGCACAGCCUCCUCCUUCUCCGCUUACCCAACAAUAACUCGAAUUCCAGCAUGAUCAUUCCAUCUACCAUCAAACAAUAUGAAACUGAAACUUCCACAGGUCGCCAAGUCCGGUGCUUCUGUUGCUACGCAUAGUUCCCAUGACGUGAUCGCUGACGAGGUUCAGGGUAUCGCCAAGACUGGACAAGCCUGCUGGGGUGCGUAUUCCUGGAAAUCUGUGCAGAACUCUAAGCCAGGACAAAAGGCCUACGUCUACCACAACGCUGUGCUCCUCUGCAUCCCCAAGGACUGCCCGAACAAGACCAAGAUUAACGAAAUUAAGAACCGCGUCAAAUCCGUUGUCUUUGAAGGUACUUAUUGAUAGAUAUUACUGCUUGAUCUUGAUCUUGCUGUAAGUUGUUUCGGAUAAUUCAAGAAGUUCUCCGUAUAACUUCAUGUUCUGGGCCUUCUUGAAGUAGAUGCUCAUGUUCUAGUUCUUCUACAACUUGUUGAAACUAAAAAGAAAAUACUCCUCCAUCCCCUUCCCCACAACACAGAAUGCGACAUCUACAUGGAGAUCACCGAUCCGACUUACGUCGACGACCCAGAGUUCUGGAUGCGCAAGCGUUCCGUCUGCCCUCCGGGUACUCGCUACUCUGUUAAGGCUUCCCUUAUUAAUUCCUCAUCUUGUUCCUCAGCAUGUUGGAAGGGUUUUGUAAGGGGAAAUGGCUACCAAGAUGCUCUUCAGGAUGAGUACCGGUAUUAAGGUCUAACUCUGACUUCGGUGGCGGCCACACCCACGCUCAGGAAGACUGCGCGCAUGCUCAACUCGUGUCUGACAUCGAAGCCGCCAAGUCUCGUAUCUCUGCUGUUAAUGAAACGAAGAAGGCUCAGGUACCACUGUUGUUGUUGAUGGUAGGGGUAGUCGACGUCUAAGGUAGUUUCAGUAUUCGGACGUGAGUUUGUGAUCGUGUUUGCGACUAUAGUACUAGAAGAUAAAUACGGUGCUGUUAUAGGCGUCCCAUCCCGAACCCAUAAAUACAGAUUUUCGCUGCUCAAGACGAGGAGAAGCAGCGCCGUAUUGAUUUGUGGCAGAAGACCAUCCGUUUGGCUGAGGCCGCGCGCAAGAAGAACCAGAUGGAGGCUUCGCGCUUGGCUGACCAGGAGCAGAAACGUCGCAUCAAAGAAGACGGCACUCAGUUAAGGCUACAACAAGAAAUCUCCCAUUUUCUUUCAGAAGCAUUUUCCUUGGUUCUUCCGUUUAUAAUUAGAUUCCGUAGGGAAAAAGGGAAAACAGGACCUCCGCCCAGGAUAUUGCUGCGUAGGAAAUGGAUUUCUGUUAGUUCUAACUCGGGCUUCCAAUGGACACGAACAACGCUUCAUGUCGAUCCGUGACGAAUUGAUGAGCCACGAAUCCCACGCCAAGUUGACCCGUGCCUCUCGUCGUCAGGCCUCCGUGAACAUCAUGAACGAUGUAAUGGAGCGCCAGCGCGAAUUGACCGACAAAUGGACCUCCAUGGAAAAGGAAAUGAUGGAAUUGAGGUAUUUAUUUCAUCUUUGGAUUUGGUCGACUCUCGCUCGACAUUAUUAUCAUUUUAAUCUUUUUGUAGACGUUUCCGGUUCGAGAUGAUUAAUUAGAUUCAUUAGGUCGGUAGUUGUCUUACCUGUGUCAUCGGUUUCGAUGUUGUGAGACCUCAAAUUUUCAUCAUACUGUUUCUAGUUGUAUUUUUGAUCUUCAUUGUAAGUACUUCAUCGCUAUCAUAAUGAUAAUCGUAAGUGGCAAAUCAUGAUGAUCUUGUUUACAUUGGAGGAGACAAAAAUCCAUCAAGAAUGAUCUACACCUUCUAGACUCUAAAUCUUCCAAAAUUCAUUGAUCAUGUUAUCUUCAAAGGAUUACAACAUACAAUCACAAACUGAAACAAUCAGACAACAAAAUGCUCUAUUGUGUAUGCGCAUCUUGGAGGCUGAGAAGCGUCGCCGCAUCGACCAGCACGAGGAGGAGUACGUCCGCAGCGCUAUGGCCAAGGAAAUGACUGGCGCGAUCCGUCACGAGUUGGUGGAAGCCCACGAACUGAUGGAACGCGGCGUGAACCAACGUGGUGCCAAACUCGCCAUGGACCAAGAAAAGCGCGAACGUUGCAUGGCCAGCAACAUCCCAUCUCCCGAAAUGCAGUUCAAGCGCCAGUUGACCCAAAAGGAACUCAUUGGAGCGGUCAGAAAAAUCGAAUAA